Emiliania huxleyi CCMP1516 is the source of this 949-nucleotide messenger RNA. RefSeq lists its product as hypothetical. The record is from RefSeq and is a predicted model, not a curated record. NCBI's taxonomy places the organism in Eukaryota, Haptophyta, Isochrysidales, Noelaerhabdaceae. The transcript is spliced from 6 exons. Bases 1 to 756 code for a protein of 251 amino acids.
AUGCGCAAGGCGGCGGCACACUGGAAGGCGAAGGCGGAGGCGGCGCAGCAGGCAGCGCCGGCCGAGGGGUCUGACGCUGCGAGCCAGGUGGAGGCGGAGGCGGUGGCCCAGAAGAUGCGCAAGGCGGCGGCACACUGGAAGGCGAAGGCGGAGGCGGCGCAGCAGGCAGCGCCGGCCGAGGGGUCUGACGCUGCGAGCCAGGUGGCGGCGGCGGAGGCGGCGGCGGAGGCGGCGAGGACGGAGGCGGCGGCGGCGGGCGUUGCGAAGACCGAGGCGGAGGCGAGGCUGGCGGCGGCGGCGGAGAGUGCCAAGGCUGAGACGGCGGCGGCGGAGGCGGCCAAGGCGGAGGCGGAGGCGAUCGGCAACGCCAAGGUGGAGGCGGAGGCGGUGGCCCAGAAGAUGCGCAAGGCGGCGGCACACUGGAAGGCGAAGGCGGAGGCGGCGCAGCAGGCAGCGCCGGCCGAGGGGUCUGACGCUGCGAGCCAGGUGGAGGUGGAGGCGGAGGCGGUGGCCCAGAAGAUGCGCAAGGCGGCGGCACACUGGAAGGCGAAGGCGGAGGCGGCGCAGCAGGCAGCGCCGGCCGAGGCGGGCCAGAGCGCUGACCAGCCCAACGAGGCUGCCGACCAGACCUCCCGCGUGGCGGAGCUGGAGAAGAAGCUGGAGAGCAUGGAGGCGGCCGUGGAGAAGCUGCGGAAGGCGGCGCGCCACUGGAAGUCGAGGUUCGAUGAGGUUUCGGGGGCCAAGCAGAGCUCGUAGGCUCAGGCGCACGGCGUGAAAUGCUCCGAUAUGCGCACGCACGCGUGCACACGUUCGUUGUACGGUAUCGGUUUGUUUUGGCGCCCCCCCUGCCAAAACUCCCUCGCACAACACUGGGCCGCGGUGACUCGAGGAGGCCGCCGGGGCCCGGGCGCGUGUCUUGAAGGUCCGAUACUGGAAGCCCAUGCAGGCC